This is a messenger RNA of Caretta caretta (loggerhead turtle), 3510 nucleotides long. RefSeq names its product myosin binding protein C1 (gene MYBPC1). The record is from RefSeq and is a predicted model, not a curated record. Gene Ontology annotation, cellular component: M band. Gene Ontology annotation, biological process: sarcomere organization. Lineage: Eukaryota; Metazoa; Chordata; Testudines; Cheloniidae. Gene Ontology annotation, molecular function: protein binding.
AUGAACGUCAGCGAAUCGACAUCCUCUUCAGAAGAUGAAGAUGACACCGCUUCAGUUAAUACUUCACAAGCAGAUGGGAGUACUCGGUCAGUGGAGAGAAAAGAUUCAGUAUGGUCUCUUGGAGAUGGAGCGCCAGAAGAACCAGAGAAGCUUGACAAUUCCCAGCGAUCCACUUUAUUUAUUGAAAAACCACAGGGUGGUUCAGUGAAUGUUGGAGAAAAUAUUACAUUUAUAGCCAAAGUAGAAGCCAAAGAUCUUCUUCGAAAGCCAACUGUAAAGUGGUUCAAAGGUAAAUGGAUGGACCUGGCCAGUAAAGCAGGCAAACACCUUCAGCUGAAGGAGACAUUUGAGCGUCAUAGCAAGGUUUAUACAUUUGAGAUGCAAAUCAUUAAAGCUAAGGAAAACUACGGAGGGAACUACCGCUGUGAAGUAACAUAUAAGGAUAAGUUCGAUAGCUGUUCUUUCGAUCUUGAAGUCCACGAAUCUUCUCAGGCUGCUCCAUCUAUUGACAUCCGAUCUGCUUUCAAAAGAAGCGGUGAAGGACAAGAGGAUGCAGGAGAACUUGACUUUAGUGGUCUCCUGAAACGUAGGGAGAUUAAACAAGAGGAAGAGCCAGAUAUAGAUGUGUGGGAGCUCCUGAAGAAUGCUAAUCCCAAUGAAUAUGAGAAGAUUGCAUUUCAGUAUGGUAUCACUGAUCUGAGAGGCAUGUUAAAACGUCUGAAACGCAUGCGCAGAGAAGAGAAGAAGAGUGCAGCUUUUUCCAAAAUUCUGGAUCCUGCAUAUCAGGUGGAUAAAGGAGGUAAAGUAAGGUUUGUGGUGGAGUUGGCAGAUCCAACGGUAGAGCUCAAGUGGUAUAAAAAUGGCCAAGAAAUACGACCAAGUACAAAGUACAUUUUUGAGCACAAAGGUAACCAGCGAAUUUUGUUCAUCAAUAACUGCACAAUGGCAGAUGACGCCCGCUAUCAUGUGACGACUGGUGAUGAGAAAUGCUCCACAGAACUGUUUGUAAGAGAGCCCCCAGUGGUGGUGACCAAGGCCCUGGAAGACCUGAAUACCUAUGUUGGUGAAAGAGUAGAAUUAUCCUGUGAAGUAUCUGAAGAGGAUGCAAAUGUGAAAUGGUUUAAGAAUGGUGUGGAGCUGACCAAUGAACCUAGAUCUCGAUACCGACUUAAGGUUGAUGGUAAAAAACACAUUCUGAUCAUAGAUGAAGCUACAAAAGCAGACAAUGCAACCUAUUCAGUGAUGACAACGGGAGGGCAGUCAGCUGCUAAGCUUGCAGUUGAUUUGAGACCACUGAAGAUAAUGCAGCCACUAGCAGACCAGACGGUGAGGCUUGGGAAAGAAAUCACCCUGAAGUGUGAGAUAUCUGAGAACAUAGAAGGGAAGUGGUACAAAAAUGGGCAACUUCUUUCAGCUAGUGACCAUGUAAAGUUAUAUCACAAAGGAAGAAUCCACAGGUUGGUUAUAGGAAGCUCCAUUGUUGAUGAUGAAGGUGAUUACAUGUUUGUACCAGAUGCCUAUAAAAUUAACAUACCAUGCAGAGUACAUGUCAUAGAUCCUCCUAGGCUCCACCUGGAAGGUCUUGGUGACGAUAACACGGUGACAGUAGUAGCAGGAAACAAACUACGACUGGAGAUCCCAAUCUCUGGAGAGCCGACUCCAAAAGUUAUGUGGAGUAAAGGGGAUAAGUGGAUCACGGAGACUGGUGGCAGAAUACGAGCAGAAACUUAUCCGGAUAGCAGCUGUUUGGUAAUUGAUAUAGCUGAGAGGGAUGACUCAGGUGUCUACAAAAUAAUGCUAAAGAAUGAGGCUGGAGAAGACACAGCUAAUAUCAACAUCAAGGUGGUUGAUGUUCCUGACCCUCCUCUUGCACCAAACGUGACUGAGGUGGGUGAAGACUGGUGUUUUAUGAACUGGGAACCUCCAGCCUCUGAUGGCGGGUCUCCUCUUUUAGGAUAUUUCAUUGAAAGGAAAAAGAAACAAAGUUCCAGGUGGAUGAGACUGAAUUUUGACCUGUGUAAAGAAACAACAUUUGAACCAAAGAAGAUGAUUGAAGGUGUUGCUUAUGAGGUCCGUGUAUUUGCUGUUAAUGCAGUAGGAAUUUCCAAACCAAGUAUGCCCUCAAAGGCUUUUGUUCCCUUGGCUGUCACCAGUCCACCAACUCUCCUGGCAGUUGAUGGAGUAACUGAUAGCACUGUUACAAUGAAAUGGCGGCCACCAGAUCACAUUGGAGCAGCAGGUUUAGACGGCUAUGUUAUAGAGUACUGCUUUGAAGGAAGUAUAUCGGCAGAUCUGUGUGAUGAAUUGGUGGAGGCAACUCAUGACCUGGAAGCGGAAGAAUGGCUAGUGGCUAACCCUGAACUGACAGACAAAACAAGGUACACCAUCACUGACCUGCCAGCUGGUUCCAGAAUUUUCGUGAGAGUAAAAGCUGUGAAUGCUGCUGGUCCCAGUGAACCUAGAUUGCACCCACAACCUAUUCUAGUCAAGGAAGUGAUAGAACCUCCAAAGAUUCGUCUACCAAGACACUUAAAACAAACCUACAUUCGAAGGGUUGGAGAAGCUGUGAAUCUUGUUGUUCCUUUCCAGGGAAGACCAAGGCCAAAAGUAUCUUGGAAGAAAAAUGGCGUUUCCGUAGACAAGAAUCAAAUUAACAUCCGCAACAGUGAAAAUGAUACUAUCAUCUUUAUCCGAAAGGCAGAGAGGAGCCACUCUGGAAAAUACGACCUGAAAGUGAAAGUAGAAAACCUGGUGGACAAAGCUACAAUAGAUAUUCAAGUAGUUGAUCGCCCUGGCCCACCACAUGUUGUAAAGAUUGAGGAUGUUUGGGGAGAGAAUGUUGCUUUAGCCUGGCAGCCACCAAAGGAUGAUGGUAACGCUGCCAUUACUGGGUACACGAUUCAAAAAGCGGACAAGAAGAGCAUGGAAUGGUUCACUGUAAUUGAGCACUACCACCGAACCAGUGCCACCAUUACUGAACUCAUCAUAGGAAAUGAGUACUACUUCCGGAUCUUUGCUGAAAACAUGUGUGGCCUCAGUGAGGACGCAACAAUGACCACGGAGAGUGCUGUGAUCGCAAAGGAUGGUAAAAUCUACAAAAAUCCAAUUUAUGAAGACUUUAAUUUCACCGAAGCACCAAUGUUUACUCAACCUUUAAUUAACACAUAUGCUGUAGCUGGUUACAAUGCUACUUUGAACUGCAGUGUUCGAGGAAAUCCAAAGCCCAAAAUAAGCUGGAUGAAAAACAAAGUGACUAUAUUAAAUGACCCAAGAUACAGGAUGUUUGGUAACCAAGGUGUCUGUACCUUGGAGAUCCGCAAACCCAGCCCUUAUGACGGAGGUACUUACACCUGCAAAGCAGUCAAUGAGCUUGGCGAGGCAGCGGUUGAAUGCAAACUGGAAGUGAAAGGUGGACUUUCAUUCUUCAGACUCUUAAUGCAAGGGGUGCCUCCGCAUAUCAUUCAUUCAUAUAUGCAAGAAAUGCAAGCAGGCAACCCUGAGGGAAAGUGA